AUGACAAAUACUUCUUCCAAUUCUGCCUCCUCUCGGAGAGUCAUUCCCCUGAAUAGUGCAGCUGCAGCACACUUAGCAAUAAUGUCGAGUUCUUCUUCCUCACCUUAUCCCCCACCGCCAACGAACUUGUCUAAUCCCCCUCCUGCUUCACAAUACUCAGCCCAGUUGGCAGCCCAAUUUGGUUCAUCAUUCUCGCGUUAUCCCAUCAGUGUGGUUUCGACGAUAUACCCUUCGACACGAACUACAUAUUACAGCCACCCUCUCGCAUUAUCUUCUACUUCACCAUUGAAUAUGUCCACAUCAAAUACACAUUCAAAGUCGACAUCUCCGAAACCCAAACUUCCAGACUAUCUAGCUGAUACAAGUUUUGCGGAGAUGUUUUAUAAAGCACACGAUGAUAAUGCUGGAGAUAGAGAUCCGCUCGAGAGUGUGGCUUUGCCGACAGAAUGGAACGUCGAAGAUAGAUGUGAACUCUUGAACGUGGAUUCCGAAAAACUUAAAGUAAAUUACAUAGAAAGAAAGAGUGUUAUUUUAUGGACUUCGAGUCACUUGAUUUCCAGCAUCAAAUGGCUGUCUCUCGAUAUUCUCAAAAAAAUUAUCUUGAAUAAUAAAGGUUCUGGGAAAAGUGAUGUAGAUGCAGCCGCGAUCCGCGCCAAUCAUCCAAUACCUUCACAAUGUGGAUUAUUUUAUUUUGAAGUUCACGUCAUAAGUAAAGGAAAAGACGGAUAUAUUGGAAUUGGUUUCUGCACGAAAUCGGUAAAGUUAGAUAGAUUGCCCGGCUGGGAAAAUGAUUCAUGGGGUUAUCACGGAGAUGACGGACAUUCAUUUUGUUGUUCGGGAACCGGUAAACCAUACGGACCGGUAUUCACGACAGGAGAUUAUAUAGGUUGCUGCUUGAAUUUCAGGGAUGGCACUGCAUUUUACACCAAGAAUGGCAAGCACCUAGGUAUUGCAUUCAGAGAUUUGAAAGGGGUUUUUUAUCCCUCCAUUGGACUAAGAACGCAAGGCGAGUCUAUCGAAGUUAAUUUUGGGCAAAAGAAAUUUAAAUUUGCAAUCGAGCAUUAUAUGAAGGAAGAAAAGGCGAGGUUAUGGCACGAAAUUAAUGGCACGCUAAUGCCCCCAAUAUCAUCCCCUCUGACCACUACACCUAUUUCACAAGCUGCAUCAGAUGCAAAUCUCACUGCGACUGUUCAUCGUCUAGUUUUGUCUUAUCUAGUCCACCAUGGUUAUAGCGAAACUGCAAAGGCAUUUUCAAGAGAUUCUGUACAGAUCUCUCAAACAGAUAACAGUGAAAUGGAGGGGGUCGAAAGUGAGAAUCCAUCAUUGGAUACAGACAAAGAUAUGAAGAAUCGACAAAGAAUUCGAGAUGCAGUACUCGAGGGGGACAUUGAUCAUGCUAUCAAAUUGACAGAUACCUUUUAUCCAUCUGUUUUGCCUGCCAAUGAUUAUAUUCUCUUCCAACUUCGAUGUCGUAAAUUAAUAGAGAUGUUAGGUGCAUGUGCUGGAACUGAGAUAACAUUAUCAGAUCCUGAGGACGAUGCGGUAAAAGUUGAGAAGGGUCAAACCAUGAUAGAUGAUGAUAAUGCCAUGGAUGUGGAUCCGAGCGACAAUGAUUCUAUUGACGAUAUAGAUGUUCCGCUAACGUCUGUCAAAGAGAAAAAAGCAACCAAGCGACGGAAGGAGGUCUUUGAUGAGUUAGAUGGACUAGAAGGAACGAUGGCGGAAGCAAUACGAUUUGGCUAUAAAUUGCGAGAUGACUAUGGUAAAGACGAACGCGAAGAAAUAAAAAAUGCAUUGGAGGAUGCGGCUUCAUUAUUGGCGUACACUGAUCCGCGCGUCAGUUGUGUAGCACACCUAUUAGAUCCUUCUGGACGCGAACCUGUCGCGAACGCAUUAAAUAGUGCAAUUCUGGUGUCGCAAGGAAAACCUGCGAUACCUCCAUUGGAGAAAGCAUAUUGUCAGGCAUCAGUAGUAAUUCGUGAAUUAUCAAGAAAUAGUUUAAUCAGACCGCUACAAGUUCAUGAAUUGCAAUUAGGCCCUAUCUUUGUGCAGGCACUCGAUCCUUUAUAA
Molecule: messenger RNA, 2070 nt
Organism: Acaulospora morrowiae
Lineage: Eukaryota; Fungi; Glomeromycota; Glomeromycetes; Diversisporales; Acaulosporaceae
Source: the annotation of a GenBank genome assembly